GCAAGUACAAAUGUGCGUGUCCUAAUAAAGUUGGUCAUGAAUUUCACAUUCUCCUUAUUUCUUACGGAGGGACUUGCUUUGCACCGUCGAAAUGGUGGAGGAACUGUUGGUGUUAAGCGAUGCAAAACCCAACUCGAACCUCUCAAAGUCACUGCUGGCGGUGGCUUUUCUGGCGUCCUUUGGCAGUUCCAUGCUCUAUGGAUUCAAUCUUGCUGUGGUCAACUCGCCUGCAGAGUACAUCAAAAACUUCUACAACGAAACACUUCAAGAAAAUUAUAACUGGAUUCCAGAUGAGAGCCACCUCACAGUCUUAUAUUCCCUCACUGUGUCUAUCUUUGCUAUUGGUGGAAUGAUUGGAGCCUUGUUAGUGAGAAGACUCGUAACCAAGUAUGGAAGGAAGGGGACGUUGGUGCGAUCAACUGUGCUUGUGUUUGUUGGAGGAGGUCUUAUGGGCCUCAGCAGAGCAUGGAGGGCACCAGCCAUGGUCAUCAUCGGGCGCUUCAUUGUUGGAGUACAUUCCGGUAUCUCUCUCAGUGUGGUGCCAAUGUACCUGGGUGAGAUUGCUCCCAAGAAUUUACGAGGUUUCCUGGGUCUUAUUCCGAGCAUCCAUAUUUGUCUUGGGGUCUUCAUUGCUCAGGUCCUGGGGCUCCAAGAGCUGAUGGGAAAGGAAGAGCACUGGCCUCUGCUCAUGUCCCUGAUAGUAUUUCCGACCCUGGUCCAGCUGAUGCUGUUGCCAUGGUUUCCUGAGAGCCCACGGUACCUGUUGAUAGAAAAAGGAAAUAUUCAUGCCACAAUUGCAGCUCUCAAGAGGUUCCGCGCUAAAGGCAACAUCCAGUUGGAGGUGGAGGAGAUGCAGGAGGAACAACGCUCUUUGUCCUCCACCCAGACUGUAUCUGUGUGUGGACUCCUUAUGGACCGCUGCGUUCGCUGGCAAGUCAUCACCAUUGUGGUGGUCAACAUUGGCAUGCAGCUGUCUGGCAUUGAUGCGAUUUGGUUCUACACAAAUGAUAUAUUCAAGAAUGCUGGGAUUCCAGAACCCCAUAUUCAGUAUACCACAGUGGGAACUGGAGCCGUCGAGGUCAUUUCCGGAAUGCUGGGUUGUUUUGCAAUUGAGCGUGUAGGUCGAAGACCUCUGAUGAUUGGUGGUUACAUCUUCAUGAGCCUCUGCUGUGUUGGGAUCACUGUGUCGGUCCUCUUCCAGGAGCAGCUGUCCUUUAUGCGCUACAUCAGCGUGGGCUGCGUGGUUGGGAUUAUUGCUGGCUUCUGCAUCGGUCCAGCCGGCGUGCCCUUCCUGAUCACGGCGGAGCUCUUCAAACAGUCGCACAGACCAGCAGCCUACACGAUGGGAGGUUGUCUCAACUGGUUAUCUAACUUCACCAUUGGCUUUGUCUUUCCCUUUCUUGAGCUGGCCACCGGUCCUUACUGUUACCUCAUCUUCUGUGCAAUAUGCCUGGGAAUGGCCGUCUACAUCAUCUUCAUCAUUCCCGAGACCAAGAACAAAACCUUCAUGGAAAUCAGUCAAAUGUUUGCCACCAAAAACAACCUCCUUGAAGAGGAGCUGACAUCCAAUGAGCAUCUGAAAAUGUCUCACAUGAACGGCUAUGGGACGCUGGGCCAUUGAGAUGUAAAGUAGCAGGCGGACCGUUACAUUUUUUUUUUUAUAAAACUGACAGAUGUGUAUAAGGCACAUUAUGGGCUCAACUCACAUGUCUAUCCUUCCGUGUUCCAAUCAACAAUGUUUUAAGAGAAUCUUUACUGUGUGUGACUCCAAAGUCACAUGGCAAUUAAGCGUCUGAGAAAUUUAAUCGCCAUUUAUCCAGGACAUUUGUUCCACAACCCAAUCUGCACAUAUCUGAACACAUCUUGUGAGCAUUCAUAUACACUACCGUUCAAAAGUU
This is a messenger RNA of Syngnathus typhle (broad-nosed pipefish), 1898 nucleotides long. It is a transcript of the gene slc2a15b, whose product is annotated as solute carrier family 2 member 15b. Gene Ontology annotation, molecular function: hexose transmembrane transporter activity. The record is from RefSeq and is a predicted model, not a curated record. The transcript is spliced from 12 exons. Gene Ontology annotation, biological process: monosaccharide transmembrane transport. Lineage: Eukaryota; Metazoa; Chordata; Actinopteri; Syngnathiformes; Syngnathidae. Gene Ontology annotation, cellular component: membrane. The coding region runs from base 92 to 1621 and encodes 509 amino acids.